CGUGGCGUGGCGUGUCGUUCCGACACGUUUCACGUUUUAGUCACAUUCACAACAGUAUCUACCCCAAAACUAAACAAUAGUUUUGGUUCCAUUCUCACCGACUAAAACUUAAAACCCCUCGCUCUCUCUAGUCUCUGUCUCUGUCUCUGUCUCUGUCUCUUCUUCCCCACUUCACUCUCUGGCCUUCUCUGUUCUCCUUCCCGAAGAUCUGUCUUCUUCCGCUCUCUUCUAUGGCCGAGUCCCCAGAACCGGUCUCUGUAACUGAGCCUGGGAGCUUAAACCCUGACUCGGAUCUGCCGUCCAAUGGCCGAGUCGAGAUUGACACUUCGACUCAGUUCGAGUCAGUCAGAGAGGCGGCGAACCGGUUCGGCGGUUUCGGUUUCUGGAGACCUACUCACAAUUAUAAACCCUCAGGAGCCUUUCAGGAAAACGUGGAAGGUGAUAUCAUUAGACUCAAGGCACAGGCUGCUGAGCUACAGAACGAUCUAAUCGCGAAAGAAGGCGAGACGCUUGAGGUGGUUAAGGAGCUUGAGGAGACUAAAGCCACAGUUAAAGAGCUUAACUUGAAGCUUCAUCAGAAGAAUGAAAAGGAGCUGUUGAGAGAAGAGGUUGAUGGUUGUUUCAAGCCAGCGGGUGCUGUACUGAAGGAUCUAAGCAAGGCAAAGAUGAAUUUAUGCAAGAGGACGGUAGAUCUUGCGGGUAUACGCGAGUCUGUUGAGGUCUUGAACAAGAAGCUGCAGGAAGAAAAGGCUGCACUUGAGAAGACCCGCGAGAGACUUAUGCAAAAGUCUUUGAAGGCGGUGAAGGGUGAAACAGGCGAGAACGAUGCGUUUGUAAUGAUGAAUGAGGUUCGAAGACUCAGCAGUGAAGCUCAAGAGUUCAAGAAAACAGGAGAGAACGCAGGGUUGGAGAUUGUGAAAGCAAUGGCUGCGAUUGAAGACACAAGAGAGAAGAUCAAAACGGCUAAGAUCAGGUUGGUUGCCGCUAGAAAGAUGAAGGAAGCUGCCAGAGCUGCUGAGGCAGUUGCAAUCGCAGAGAUUAAGGCCGUGACUGUGACUACUGAAGACGCAGAGGAAGAGGAGAGAAAGCGAGUGGAAGAGGCAGUGUCGAGAGUUGAAGAAGCUAAUGUUUCAAAGAUGUAUACUCUGAAGAAAGUAGACAAAGCGGCACAAGAAGUUGAAACUAGUAAGAAGGCAAUGGAGGAAGCGGUGGAGAGAGUUGACACUACAAAUGCUGCAAAACUCGAAGCAGAAGCGGCGCUACGAAACCGGCAGUCAGAGAAAGGACAGAGGAGAAGAUUAUCUUCGUCAGUGAACAACACUGCCAAGUUCAAGAGCAGAAGAGAGACAACAACAACAACACCAAAAACGACGCGUCUGAUGGAUGUAAACGGUCUGCAUCUGACGUAUGAUGAUGUUGCUGUUGGUUCAUCAUCUUCAGUACCUGUCUUGAAGCCAACAAUGUCAAUCGGGCAAAUACUCAGCAGGAAGCUACUUGUUGCUGAGGAUUCAGAUGUGAUGAAUGUUGCUAGCGAGAGGAAGAAAAUGUCGUUGGGUCAGAUGCUGGCAAAGAGUAGCAGUGGUGAUGAGACUUGGAGCAAGAAGAGUGAAGGCAAGGAGAAUGGGAAAAGAUCGGUGACCCGAAAGAGAUUUGCUAAGAUCGCUAUGUUGUUGAAGAAAGAGAGCAAGAACAAGAAGAAGAUAGCUUUGAAGUUGAGGUGAUAGAAAUGAUCUGUGUGUGAUGACUUCUUGCUUCUGUUUUGUUACAAACAUUCUAUUAAGAAGUCUCUUCUAUA
This is a messenger RNA of Brassica napus (rape), 1795 nucleotides long. RefSeq names its product WEB family protein At2g38370. The record is from RefSeq and is a predicted model, not a curated record. NCBI's taxonomy places the organism in Eukaryota, Viridiplantae, Streptophyta, Magnoliopsida, Brassicales, Brassicaceae. The transcript has 2 exons. Bases 231 to 1721 code for a protein of 496 amino acids.